Messenger RNA from Populus nigra (black poplar), 849 nucleotides. RefSeq names its product nodulin-26-like. The record is from RefSeq and is a predicted model, not a curated record. Gene Ontology annotation, biological process: transmembrane transport. Bases 1 to 849 code for a protein of 282 amino acids. NCBI's taxonomy places the organism in Eukaryota, Viridiplantae, Streptophyta, Magnoliopsida, Malpighiales, Salicaceae. Gene Ontology annotation, molecular function: channel activity. The transcript is spliced from 5 exons. Gene Ontology annotation, cellular component: membrane.
AUGGCUAGCUCAAAUUCGAUUACUGAGCCCUCUCCUAAGUUCCAGCUGCCUACUAGACGCUCAAUCAUGGCAGAAGCAAAGGCAGCAAGUCCUGCCCCAGAAUGGUUGUCUACCCGUAAUGCUGCCCUGUCUAAUUUCCAGAAGAUUGUUGCAGAGUUGAUGGGUACGUACAUUCUUGUAUUUGUGGGCUGUGGAGCUGCUCUCACUGACAAAGUUCAAAGACUAAAUAUGUUAGGAAUAGCAAUUGUGUGGGGCGCAGUUCUGAUGGCAGCUAUUUAUGCUCUUGGUCAUGUCUCCGGUGCACAUUUUAAUCCUGCAGUUAGCAUUGCCUUGGCUGUUGUCCGCAAAUUUUAUUGGAAAGAAGUACCGAUGUACAUUUUGGCUCAGGUCCUCGGAUCAACACUUGCAAGUCUAACUCUUAGGCUGCUGUUCCACGAGCAAGGAAAUAUUCAACCUAUAGUGAAUCAGUACUCAGAUCCAACUAGUGAUCUUGAAGCAAUUGUGUGGGAAUUUAUAAUUACAUUUAUCUUGAUGUUCACCAUUUGCGGCGUCGCUUCCGAUCCUCGUGCGAGCAAAGACCUUUCUGGAGUUGCAAUAGGAGGUGCGGUAAUGUUCAACGCCAUGAUUGCUGGGCCAAUCACUGGAGCUUCGAUGAACCCUGCAAGAAGUUUAGGCCCUGCUCUUGUCUCUGGUGUUUACAAGAAUCUCUGGGUCUAUAUUGUAUCCCCAAUUCUCGGAGCAAUGGCUGCGGCCGCAGUGUACUCUGUACUUCGGGUACCCGAGCCUACUAAACCAGAGGAUACAAAUAAAUCCACAUACAAUAAUCUUAACUUGCAUGCUGAUCCAUAG